Ipomoea nil (Japanese morning glory) is the source of this 1539-nucleotide messenger RNA. RefSeq lists its product as uncharacterized. The record is from RefSeq and is a predicted model, not a curated record. NCBI's taxonomy places the organism in Eukaryota, Viridiplantae, Streptophyta, Magnoliopsida, Solanales, Convolvulaceae. The transcript is spliced from 9 exons. The coding region runs from base 1 to 1539 and encodes 512 amino acids. Gene Ontology annotation, molecular function: zinc ion binding.
AUGAAUGAAUCUGUGGAAUUAAUAAUUCAUCAUGGGGAUGAGCCUGAAGUGGUGGGUUUAAGUUUACCGGGGCCUGAAGGGCGUGAAGUUGAAGCUGAGGAUGUGGUUGAGUCAGAUUUAGGGGGUGAGCAUGAGGGUAGUGAAGUUGAGGGAGAUGCUGAAAUUGGGAGUGAAGACGGGAGUGAAACUGAAAGUGAAAGUGAUAAUAACAGUGAGCAAGAUAUUCCUUUUGAGGAUGCCCAAGAUUCUGAGUAUUAUGAUUCAGAAGAUCCACUUACAGUUGAAGAAGAAACACAGAAUGAUGAAGGGAAUGAAGUGCAAUCUAAGUACAAUGAUAAGUACCCUAAGUAUAAUCCUAAAUGUGAUCCACCCAUUGUUGAAUUAGAGUUGAGUAGGGUCAUUAAAGCUGAGUUGAACAUCAAUAUCACAAUGAGUAUGUGUAGAAGGGCAAUAAUGAGGAUUCUAAAGAAGUUGGAUAUAGGGUAUGAGAGUCAGUUCAAGAGGCUUAGAGACUAUGCUCAAGAGUGUCUAAAUUCAAAUCCAGGUUCUACUGUGAAGAUAAAAACUACAACAACUGUCUCUACUUCACCCUUGGUGUUUAAGAGAAUUUAUGUAUGCUUUAAUGCCAUGAAGAAGGGAUUCUUAGCGGGAUGUAGAAAGUUUAUUGGACUUGAUGGAUGUUUCUUAAAGGGCAAAUUGAAGGGUGAAAUCCUCACAGUUCUUUUGAAGACAGACUUGGACAUUAUAGACAUCAAUGAAUGGACUCUAAUGAGUGAUCAACAAAAGGGAUUAUCCAAUGUUAUUCAAGGUCUAUUCCCUGGAAUUCAACAUAGAAACUGUGCUAGUCAUGUGCAUGCCAAUUGGAGUAAGAGCCACCAAGGGAAGGUACUAAAGACUCAUUUCUGGCAAAUUGCAAAGACCCCAAAUGAAGCACAACUUGCUGAUAAUUUGAAGGGUUUAGAGAAGAUAGAUGUUGCUGCUCGCGUUGAUCUUGAAAAAUAUCCUAUGCAAUUUUGGUGCAAGGCUUACUUCAAGGAAGAUGUGAAGUGUGACACGGUAGAUAACAACUUGAGUGAGGCAUUCAAUAAAACUUUGUUGAAUGCAAGGUCAAAGUUCAUAAUUCCAAUGCUUGAGGAUAUACGGGUAGCAACAAUGAAAAGGGUUGCAAAGAAAAAAGCAUGGGCUCAAAAUUGGAGAGGGAAUUAUGGGUCAUUGGUUAUGAAGAAACUGAAUGAAAGCAUACUUGGGAGUGCAAGUUGGGAAGUGACAUUCAAUGGAGCUGAGAGGCUUUGGCAGUUGACUGGUAUCCCAUGUCGUCAUGGCAUUUGUGCAAUAUUUCACAAAGGACAUCAGCCGGAAGAGUACAUACACAAAUGCUAUAGUAAGGAUCUAUACUUGAAGACAUAUGAGCAUAGGAAGAUGAAGAUCAUCGACCCCUGUGAAGGGGAGAGGGAGAGGGAGAGGAAGUGGAAGAGGGCAGGAAAGCUUUGUUGGAAUGUCAGCUUGCACACAGGGACCAUGAAGGCAGAUGAAGAUUGA